UCUUGCUUCCCGGCCGGCGGAUGGAGCGCUCGUUGUUCCGGAAGCCGGUACCGGGGUCCUGGUGUUGGGAAAUGGCGGCCGGAGAUUGCGAUGUGACGAUGGCCCCGGAGCCGAGCGGAGCGGGAGAGGCCGAUCUGGAGAGAGAGGCUGAAUUAUUUAAAGAACAAGGCAAUGCAUUUUACGCAAAGAAGGACUACAAUGAAGCAUUUAAUUAUUACACAAAAGCAAUAGAUAUCUGUCCUAAAAAUGCCAGUUACUAUGGCAACCGAGCAGCAACUCUGAUGAUGAUUGGUAAGUUCCGGGAGGCUCUUGAAGAUUCACAGCAGGCUGUGAGGCUGGAUGAUGCUUUUGUGAGGGGUCACCUGCGAGAGGGAAAAUGUCAUCUUUCUUUAGGGAAUGCCAUGGCAGCUGGCCGGUGUUUUCAAAAAGUCCUGGAACUGGAAUCCAAUAGCCCCCAGGCACUUACAGAGCUGAAGAACGCAGAAGCGGUAUUGGAGUACGAAAGAAUAGCUGAACUUGGCUUUGUCAAAAGAGAUUUCAGAAAGGUUGUAUACUAUAUGGAUCGUGCCCUCGAAUUUGCUCCUGCCUGUCACCGCUUCAAAAUCCUUAAAGCUGAAUGCUUAGCCCUUCUUGGCCGUUACCCUGAUGCACAAUCGGUAGCAAGUGACAUUUUGCGUAUGGAUUCCACUAAUGCUGAUGCCCUGUAUGUGAGGGGGCUUUGUCUUUACUAUGAGGACUGCAUUGAAAAGGCUGUUCAAUUCUUUGUCCAGGCUUUAAGAAUGGCACCUGACCACGAAAAGGCACGACUUGCUUGCAGGAAUGCUAAAGCUUUACGAGCAAAGAAGGAAGAAGGGAACAGAGCUUUUAAGGAAGGGUCCUUUGAUGAGGCAUUUGAACUUUAUUCAGAAGCUCUGAAAAUAGAUCCAAAUAACAUCAAAACGAAUGCUAAAUUGUACUGUAAUCGAGGGACGGUGGGAUCGAAGCUCAAUAAGAUGCAACAAGCAAUAGAAGACUGCACAAAUGCAAUAAAACUUGAUGACACAUAUAUCAAGGCUUACAUGAGGCGGGCACAGUGUUAUAUGGAUACAGAACAAUAUGAAGAGGCUGUAAGAGAUUAUGAGAAGAUUUACCAGACAGAGAAAACAAAAGAGCACAAACAGCUGCUUAAGAAUGCACAACUGGAGUUGAAGAAAAGCAAACGAAAAGAUUACUACAAAAUUCUUGGUGUUGAUAAAAGUGCUUCGGAAGAUGAAAUUAAGAAAGCUUAUAGGAAGCGGGCACUGAUGCACCAUCCAGAUCGACAUAGUAGUGCCAGUCCAGAGGUACAGAAGGAAGAAGAAAAGAAAUUUAAAGAAGUUGGAGAAGCUUUUAGUAUCCUCUCGGAUCCAAAAAAGAAAGCACGUUAUGACAGUGGUCAAGAUUUGGACGAUGAUGGCAUGAACUCUGGUGAUUUCGAUGCUAAUAAUAUUUUCAAGGCAUUUUUCGGUAGCCCGGGUGGCUUCAGUUUUGAAGCUUCUGGUCCUGGGAAUUUUUUCUUCCAAUUUGGCUAAUGCGCAACCUUUUGUUCAAUGUCACUGGGUGUAAUUCAAGCAAAAAUAAAAUAAAUACCCCUGUUUCCCUGUGUUUAAUCUAUUUAGAGGAGAAACUUCCAUGUUUCAGUUGAAUACCUCUUGUAUUCAUGUAAUUCUAUGUUUUUGUUGAAAAAGAAGCCGUCAUCACAGAAUGUGAAGUUGACCUUAAUGCUUUGUUUUUAUAAUCAUAUUAAUUAAAAAUAAAAAGGAUUACCUCAUUUUGAAGUAUGCAGUCCCUCACGCUAACGGUCUUCAGUUGUGUAAAUAGAGGCAGUUGAGCUUUUAUGUAGAUGAGGGUAUUUCUUCGCAAUGCAGGAAAGUCCACUUUUUAUUCAAACGAAAACCGAGCUUGUAUUUAAAGCAGUGGAUUUUUUCUGUGCUUCUGUUCAGCAGAAUUACCAACUUUUAAAUGACUGGUGGAGUGGCUCACUUCAUCAGCCUCUCCACAUAGUCCAUUGUAUCCUUUCCAGUUAUCAACCUUGCCAGUGAAAGGAACAUUUGCUACUGAUGGUUACAGGUGCUAGCUCAAACACGCUGCUGACAGGGACAGGGAAAAGAGAGAAACAAAAUGCCAUGUGGUUAAAGGCAAGUUUUGUUACAGCUUCGCUUUGGACUUGCAAGAACCUUGCCACUGAUUUAAACUCAGCAGUUUAGGAAUUCUCUGAACUAAUAUAAUUGCAUUUCAUAAAGAUCAUCAGAAUAAAACAUCUCCAGUUCUAAAAGCCUUGCAGUGCUCCGUUUCCACUUCAAGGAAAUAAUUUGUAUUUAUGACCUAACUAUUCUACCUGCAUGUGCUUAGUGGAUGUCUACACGUAGUGAGCUACAAGUACAAAAGUAAAAUUACCAUGAAAGGAAACAUGAAAUCCCUCAGUGUAGCAGAAUGCUAGUUAUGGCAACCCACAAACAUCGUGUUAGUUUGCCCAAAAUUAAUUACAUUGAUGUGAUUCAUCGCCAAGAUCUUCCAUGUGCUCCCAUCGGGAAUGCUUGGGAAUUUCCCAUCGUGCUCACACCAUUGGCGGCAUGGGUGAGUUGUACCUAAUGCUAACCUGUUUCUGUCGUGGAGGUAGGAGUUUGAUGACAUCCACAAAGCCUUUUGAGCCAAGAACACAGUUUGGUAAACAAGUAAAAAUAAAGUUGCCACUGUCUUACCAAACCAGAGAGCUGCUCUGUUAUUUGAGAAAGGUGAACCACACCUCUCAUGAGGGGAGAGGUUAAGGAGAGUUCUUUAUGGUAACCUCAAGUCAGUGCUGGUUGGCAUCAUUCUGCGUUGCAAGCCAGCAUCCAGCUAACUGCGCACCUUACCUAGUAAACGGUCCCCAGUACUAGAGGAGUAUGUUGUCAAACAGACUGUAACAUAGCCAGUAGGUCGGCUUUUUGAGGGGAGAGGCAAGCAUGUUGCCACCAACUCUGCAGUUUCUAAUUGCUGCUUACAAAUUGGCCAAAGCUUUAGGCAUGUAUCUGAGGCAAACGGGUUUAAUGAGAUUGGAUUAAAAGAGGAUAAUACAUUUAAAAUUGUAUGAUUCUGUUUAUAGGCCCAUUGUAUCUUUUCUGUUUUUAUGCAGUUCAUUGAGGCAUUUUCUGGUCAGGAAGUGUAAUUUGGAGAUGUGGAAAUAGGAAGGAAGGAAAACUGCUUCAGUGUAAACGCUUUGCCUCCAUACAUAUUGCACAGUUGACUGUUUUAAACAACUGAAGUAAUGCCAACGGGGAAAGUGGAGUUUGCCUGUCUGGGAGUCAUAUUUAAACUUAGCCCUUUUUCAUUUUAAAUAAACACCAUAAAUAUUCACCACUAUAGAAUGACACACAAAAACAUGAGCUCUUUGUGUUAAAUUCCUGAUCAUUGGGACUACAGAAUGGAGAAAUGGAAGGAAUGGCUGUACAUAGAGUCUCCCCAUCAUCCAGUAACUCGUGUUCAGGAAGCAUCAAGUUAAUAAACCUCACAUUUCUUUAAUGUUGUACACAGGAUACUCACUUCCCCAGAUUAAGCUAUCGAUUUUGUUUAGAAAGAAAUUUAGCUGUCAUUGACUUUUAUUUCAACAAAGUUUAGUGGCAUGCCAUGAAAUUCAGUCUUGUGGUUUGACUCCAUAAAAAAGCAGGCAUCUCUGGAGAUGUCUUUUGUGCAUUUUAUAAACUUAAACAUAGUGCAUUAAUAAACUGCAAGACCAUCCCACUUCAAUAUUCCUUUUACUUACAAAUUUUGCCCUUCUCAAAGGUAACAAAUGGUUCAAUUUGUUUUGGCAUUGGACUGGCUAGUUUCAUUUGGUUAAAUUUGAGAGUGGGGAUGUACCAUCUGGACUUUCUGUAUUUGUUAAAGCACUCAGAGAUGAGGAUCUCUGCAGAAUUGUGAUUUUUUUUUUGCGUCAUUCUGUGGCAAAGCAUGUUAGACAUGACUAUGAAACCUACCUUUUCAUGAUUGGCCAGCAUAAUUGUGCAAAAUGUUCGUAGCUUUGAUUUGGCUGUCAGGGGGGCCUACAGGUUACCUGUUCCACUUUUAAAUUUAGGCUGCUUCUCACAUCUAUAUUUUGAAAAACAGUUGGAUGUUUGAGAAAUGGCUUUUGAAAUAUUUAUAAUGGCACUGAAGCAAAUAUUUGCAUUUUUGCAAUUAAGACAUUGAAGAUAUUCUUGCCAGCACCUCCCAAAAAGCAGGUUGGCUUGGCCUGUCCUUGUAUUCAUGUUUAUUUUGGAAUUUGUUUGGAUGCAAAUCUAGCUUUUUAAAUGUUUCCUACACUGCUUGUUUUGAGCAGUGGGGCAAUAGCAUUCAAAUUAUUUUUUUUUAACUUAAUAAACCCACAUCAUAGUAACUUAGUUAAAGCAACAUCGGGAGAGAAAAGGUGGAGAUGCAUGGGCAGAGAAGAUUCCUGGACUGGAUUAGCUGCUGUUAUAGUAUUAAAAGCAAAUACAUGAGCAAAUUUAAUAUUUCUUAAUCAACAUUUGGAGCCCUUUCUUUGUUGAAGAUGCAGAUUACUUUUGAAUAUCCUUAAAGGUCACUUGAAGUUUUUUCCUAGUGAGGCACUAAAGGAGGUUUAAGCCCCAUCAGGAAACCAUUAUUUUUCUUCACAGAGUGUUUGUGGAAACAGUCCAGUAGAAAAUGGCUUCGGAGAAAGUGUAAAUCCGAUUUUUUUUUUUUAAAAUGUCUGGGUCCCUGGAAUAGAACAGUUCAGUGCAACACCUUGUGGCUGUUUAGCCACUGAGCUGGCCGGAUUUCAAGUUUAAAAACGUAGACAAGGGGAAAGUGAGAUUCAUAAGCUCCUUGGUCUGAAGUGAUGAAUCUUUAUAUUAAAGCAAAAAAUUGACCUCUCUUUAAAAAAAGUUGUUUGAAGCUUUGCUAUAUAUUGUCCACCUGUCCAUGAAGGAUAUUUUAAUGGAAGGUUAAGAUGUGAAGAAUUCUGCCCCACUCUCCUAUAUCUUUCUUUAGUGCAUUCCUUCCCAAACAAGCCAAGCCUGUGCAAGGAUGCAACUCCACAGAUUAUUUUAAUACUUCAUCUGAGUGUCUGUUAAAGCUGGGUCCUGCCCUGAUCUUCCACCUGAUGUUCACCUGUGUGCAUUCCCAGUAGGGACCAUCAGAAUGAUGAGAGUCAUUCUGGGCUGUUUGUUUUUUUUUUGCAUCUUCCAUUUUUCUGGGAAACUGACAGCAAUGUUAGUGUAUGAGCUGUUCUCAGCUGGAGCAGCAGUGAAUUCAAUAAAAAUUGCAUAUAAGGACCUCGAUGGUAUAAUUAGUUCAUUGCAACACUAUCUAAAAGAUCAAUGCAAUUUAAAGGAUACAACUUCAGAUUCUGCUGUGAGUCUACACACAAAUAUAGAGCAACAUCUUUCAACAGGUUUGAUCUGUUUCCCUACCUACCUUCAGGAAAUGGGAGGUACUUUUAAUUAAUACUCCAAACAACAGCAUACUAUAUGCUUGAGUCAUUAAUCUAACUUCUUAUGUCUCUGUUCAUGUGAGCUGAGGGCUGUGUGUACAGGAAACAUUGGGUUUAGUUGAAAAGAUGUGCUGAAAAUCUGAAAUAAAGAAAAACAUAUGGAAUUGGUAAACCCAAGGAGUAGAGGUGCCUCAGAAUUGUUCAAAUAAUCUACACCCAUAAUAUUAAGCAGGUUUGUCAAAUUUGCAAAUCAUUUGCACUGGCUGAUCAAAAAUCAUUUGCAAUUCUUGUUUUACUGCAAAGGCCAACCAUUAUUGUGGGUGGGGGGGGGAGGGAGUGUAACGGAGACAUUUAUACCAAGCAUUAUGCUCACAAACUGAAGUCUAAUUGCUGUUUGCCACGGACUAUUUUUAGUUUUGUGCCUGCUUUCACACUGAGAAUUGCCAAAUAGAGAUUGUCAGACUGCUGUUUGUUAUAAUAAAAAAAAGCAAAUAAAAAGGGAAAUUGCUCCCUUUUCCAAAAAAGCAAAAAAAAGUCAGGUUAUUGACAUUAAUGCAUUAUUCUGUAGAUAUUUUGUAUGAAAUCUUUGGGGAACUGGCCUGGAGAAGUUGCUCUAAGUGUUGAAACAGAUUCAACAUCAAGGGUCAAAUCAGUGACACCUACAUAGUCCUGGGAAUUUCAGCUUCAAGUGUUGUAGUUCCACAACUUCCUCCCACUAAUGUUUUCCCUCAAUAUUAUCACUCCUGAAUAUCCCAAGAAUUGUCUAAAUUUAAUUCUAAUUCCAAGUAGCCAUUUUAUGCUUCAGGUGUGUGGAUGGUAGACUCAUGAAGGGUUUUAAAUAUGUUUCCUAGUUUGUGUAAUGUAUUUCUCUGGUAAACCUUGUGAUGUACAUUAAGCUGCACACACUUUGUUCUGUUUGUAUGAUUUCUCAAUGUUUUACUGCUGUACAAAAUGUACACUCUGUACAGUAUUCAUGUACAAAGUGAAUGUUAAAUAAAGAUAAGAAAUGGCAUUGCUCAGUAAA
Chiloscyllium plagiosum (whitespotted bambooshark) is the source of this 6449-nucleotide messenger RNA. RefSeq names its product DnaJ (Hsp40) homolog, subfamily C, member 7 (gene dnajc7). The record is from RefSeq and is a predicted model, not a curated record. NCBI's taxonomy places the organism in Eukaryota, Metazoa, Chordata, Chondrichthyes, Orectolobiformes, Hemiscylliidae. Gene Ontology annotation, molecular function: protein binding.